AUGUUAAUAACAUUAAUGUAAAUUUGUGAUGAUAAAUUUUACAUUUUCACUAUCUAAAAUUAACAAUGUUAAUAAAUAAAAUCUGAUUAAAAUGAUUAUCCAAUCAGAGUUUCAGUAAUAUUCUGCUUUAAGAUGUGGAGAAAAAUUAAUUGCUAAUUAAUACUUUAUGUAUUAAUUAGUGUAGCAAUGGACUUCUUGUCAAUAAAUAUGAAGUGUGAUAAGGGAAAUAGGAGGAGAUGGAUUUUCUUCAUUUUGUAAUAUGAAGGAUUCAUAUCAAUGUAUAAAUUAGGAAGGAUCAUUAAGUUUAUGUACAUAUAUUAAAGCUUCUGA
Paramecium pentaurelia is the source of this 330-nucleotide messenger RNA. The record is from the annotation of a GenBank genome assembly. Lineage: Eukaryota; Ciliophora; Oligohymenophorea; Peniculida; Parameciidae.